Messenger RNA from Anguilla rostrata (American eel), 7445 nucleotides. RefSeq names its product immunoglobulin-like and fibronectin type III domain-containing protein 1. The transcript is spliced from 25 exons. Lineage: Eukaryota; Metazoa; Chordata; Actinopteri; Anguilliformes; Anguillidae. Gene Ontology annotation, molecular function: protein binding. The record is from RefSeq and is a predicted model, not a curated record. The coding region runs from base 279 to 5549 and encodes 1756 amino acids.
AGCAGGACCCUUGCGUAAAACAGAGCGAGCGGCAUUGUGUGCCCGCUGGCACCUGGCACGCCAGCGCUGGCUGCAGAGGGAGCUCUGCCACGGAGGGGCACGCCAGGAUUUAUUGCGCCACAGCGCAGCAGCGGGCGCUCAAAUAUCAGGGUGGGCAGCGCGCGAUCUCUGGAGACGAGCGCAGCGGAGAGAAAGAGAGAGAGGGCUGAGCACUCCGAGCAGCUCACAGGACUGGAGAGCAGAAUUUCUGAAUCUUCAUAGAAGAUAAAGACGCCAGGAUGUGGAAGCAAGCCAAAAUGGCGGAUCAGACCGCCACAGGGCAGGGCACUGAUGGAACCCCGCAAAAGAAAAAAGGCACAAAAAGAAGAUCCAAAGUUCCAGGUGUCAUGAUCACACAGUAUGUGGACGAACUCCCAGAGGGAAUGACUACUCCGGACUUCACCCGCAAACCCAUCGCCUUGACUAUUCAGGAGGGCAAAUUGGCCAUCUUCAAGGCUGUUGUGAUUGGGAAUCCCGAACCAGUGGUCACAUGGAACAGAGCCAACGGGAAUAUUAAUGAUCCAGAGAGAUACCAGAAUAAAUUUGAUCCGGAAUCUCGUGAAUACACAUUAGAGAUGCCCAAAGUGGCUGGGGAUCAAGCAGACACCUACAAAUGCUUUGCCACAAACGAAUACGGAAAGGCUGUCUGCACCGCCGUCCUCAAUAUUAUAGAAGUUGGAUACAAGAAGAAGAAAGCUCUGGCAGAUGCAAAGAAAACUCCAUCAAAGGAUCCGACUGAGUUUAGAAAAAUGUUGAGGAAACGUGAAGGAAAGGUGGCGAAAGACGACGGGGAACCAGACGAUAAAGUCUGGGAAAUCCUGCUGAGCGCGGACAAGAAGGACUACGAGCGCAUCUGCAUCGAGUACGGCAUCACCGACUUCCGCGGGAUGCUGAAAAAACUGAACGAGAUGAAACGGGAGAGGGAGGAGGAACAGGCGAAGUUCAUCGAACAGCUCGGCAACCUGAGGCACAUCGAGGUUAAAGCGGCGGACAUGGCAUCGUUUGAACUCGACAUGGAACUCAAAGAUCCCAACAGCAGGAUCUUCCUCUACAAGGAUGGUGUAAUGGUUCCUUACAGCAAGGAUGAACACGAUGAAACAAAACACAAACUGAAGCAAGUUGGCAAGAAGUACAUGUUCAUCAUCAACAAUCUUGCGCCAGAGGACGCUGGGCUGUACCAGGUUGAUGUUGAAGGCGCCAACGUAUUCUCCACUGACUUCAAGAUUCCCCCGGUGGAAUUCCUCGCCAAGAUCCAGGAAGUGAAGGCGGAAGAGAGGGAGGACGCCAUCUUCCAGUGCGUGCUGUCCCUCCCCAUGCCGAACGUUGUUUGGAUGGGCAAGAACGCUCCCCUGAAAGCUGGAGACAAGUACGACAUCACAGUGUCCGAGGACAAGCUCAUCCACAAGCUGGUGGUGAAGGACUGCCAGCCCCUAGACAGUGGGAUCUACGCAGCUGUGGCUGGACUUAAAUCCUGCAACGCCUGGCUUAUAGUAGAAGCUGACAAGGAUCCUGAUUCACGUGGGAAAAAGAAAGCCCGGAAAACAACCCAGGCUGGGGGCGCAGGAGCAGAAGACCUGGAGAAACUUGCCAGGGAGCAGCAGGAGAAACUGAAGAAGGAGAUGCAGGAGAGGAUGGAGGCCGCAAAAAGAGCAAAUGCGGAGAAGGAGGCCAGGGAUGCGGCGGCUAAGGCAGCGGCAGAAGCAGCAGGAGCAGGAGGUUUGGGAGUGGGAGGAGCAGGAGCAGGGGGUAUUGGAGGAGCAGGAGGUAUGGGAAUGGGAGGAGCAGGAGCAGGGGGUAUUGGAGGAGCAGGAGGUAUGGGAAUGGGAGGAGCAGGAGCAAAAGGUAUGGGAAUGGGAGGUGCAGGAGCUGGAGGCACUGCAGGAGCAGGGGGUAUUGGAGGAGCAGGAGGUAUGGGAAUGGGAGGUGCAGGAGCUGGAGGCACUGAAGGAGCAGGGGGUAUUGGAGGAGCAGGAGGUAUGGGAAUGGGAGGAGCAGGAGCAAAAGGUAUGGGAAUGGGAGGUGCAGGAGCUGGAGGCACUGCAGGAGCAGGGGGUAUUGGAGGAGCAGGAGGUAUGGGAAUGGGAGGAGCAGGAGCUGGAGGCACUGCAGGAGCAGGAGGUAUUGGAGGAGCAGGAGGUAUAGGAAUGGGGGGUGCAGGAGCAGGAGGUAUGGGAAUGGGGGGUGCAGGAGCAGGAGGUAUGGGAAUGGGGGGUGCAGGAGCAGGAGGUAUGGGAAUGGGGGGUGCAGGAGCAGGAGGUAUGGGAAUGGGAGGUGCAGGAGCAGGGGGUAUUGGAGGAGCAGGAGGUAUGGGAAUGGGAGGUGCAGGAGCUGGAGGCACUGCAGGAGCAGGAGGUAUUGGAGGAGCAGGAGGUAUGGGAAUGGGAGGAGCAGGAGGUAUGGGAAUGGGAGGUGCAGGAGCUGGAGGCACUGCAGGAGCAGGAGGUAUAGGAAUGGGGGGUGCAGGAGCAGGAGGUAUGGGAAUGGGAGGGGCAGGAGCAGGAGGAUUGGGAGGAGCAGGAGGUAUGGGAAUGGGAGGGGUUGGAGCUGGAGGUGCUGCAGGAAUGGGAGGCACAGGAGCUGGUGGUGCUGAAGUUGGAGGUAUGGGAGGAGGUGCAGGAGGUAUGGGAAUGGGAGGUGCAGGAGGCAUGGGAGGAGGAGCAGGGGGUAUUGGAGGAACAGGAGGUAUGGGAGGUCCAGGAGGUGUAGGCACAGGUGGUGCAGGAGCAGGAGGUGUGGGAGUGGGAGGUGCAGGCGGUGUAGGAUUUGCAAAAGGUGCUACAGGGGCUCAUGGUGGAGGAGCAGGAGGGGGAGGCACAGGAGGUGCAGGAGGUACUGGAACAGGAGGUGAAGAUGGAGGAGCUGGUGGCACAGGGGCAGGAGGUGAAGGAGCUGGCGGUGGAGGAGCAGGAGGUACGGGAGGUGGAGAUGGAGGAUCUGGCAGUGCUGGAGCAGGAGCUGGUGGUGCAGGGGGAGGAGCCGGAGGCGAUGGAGGAAAAGGAGAUGGGGGAGCGGGCGGAGAUGGGACUGGAGAAGACGGCUCCGGCAAAGAUGCAAAAAAAGAUGCGAAGGGGAAGAAGCGCAAAGGAGCGGCAGGGGAAGCAGCAGCUGCCGGCAAACCUGAAGAACCUGGAGUUUACUUCACCAGCGCUCUGAACGACGCAAAGGCCAUUUUGGGAGAGUCAGCAGAACUGACGUGCGAAAUGAGCAGCGCAGCCUCCAAGGGAGUGUGGUACCACGACGGAAAGGAGCUGUCCUCCUCCAAAGAGAUAAAAAUUUCUAAAGUGGGCGGCACUCACAAGCUGAAAAUCCUCAAGGUCUCCGAGGAAAAUUCUGGAAAAUAUCGCUUUGAAGCGGAGGGACGCAAGACGGAAUCGAUGAUCGUUGUGGAAGAUCCACCAAGGAUUGCUGAAGCUGAUAUUAAAAACUUCUGUUUGCCCGUCUCUGUAAAAUCCGGUCAGGCUACAUCCUUCAGGGUUCCAUUUGUGGGUCGCGAACCAUUCAAAGUGCAGUGGUUCAAAGAUGGGGAGGAGGUGAAAAAUGACACCAAUAUCAGAGUGGAGAACGACGAGGGAUAUACCCGUCUGGUUCUUCGCAAGUUGAAUCGUAAGGACUCUGGAGAAAUCAAGGUCAAGAUCAAGAAUGAGUUUGGCACCACGGAGGCCACAACGGAACUCAACGUCCUCGACAAGCCUACCCCACCCCAAGGUCCACUGGAAGUGAUUGAAGGCUCUUCCAGCUGCAUUGAGAUAAAGUGGAGGCCCCCCAAGGACAACGGUGGCUCAAAGGUGACAAACUACCACCUGGAGCGUCAGCAGGUGGGGCGUAACACCUGGAAGAAGAUCGGCAAUGUCCCCGGGGAACCGCCAAGCUUCAGGGACACUGACGUGGAACACGGCAAGAAGUACUACUACCGCAUCAGAGCCAUCACAGCAGAGGGCGAGAGCGACAUGAUAGUGACUGAAGACGUACAGGCUGGAACUAGAGCAUACCCGGGUCCACCAAUCGCACUCAAAGUGGUCAGUGCUUUCAAGGACCGCAUUAAUCUCCAAUGGGUCAACCCAACCAACACCGGAGGAACUGCCAUUGUGGGCUACAACCUGGAGAAACGCAAGAAGGGCAGCAACCUCUGGAGCCUAGUCAACCCGGGGGGCGAACCCAUUAAAGGCAAACAGUACACAGUGACAGACGUCAUUGAGGGGCAAGCGUAUGAAUUCCGAGUGAGCGCAAUAAACUUCUCAGGCUCCGGAGAACCGAGCGUCCCCUCUGAGUUUAUGUUUGCGAGGGAGCCCAUGAAUCCCCCAGGUAAAGUUUCUGACCUGAAGGUGAUAGAUUCUGACUACAACACCUUGUGCCUGUCCUGGUCUAAGCCCCAAGCCGAGAAGGGUGGUCGAGGUGAAGCCAGAGGCUUCUUCGUGGAGAUUCGUCCAGAAGACGAACAAGUGUGGACUCGCUGUAAUACCAAUGCCAUCACAAUGAACAGCUACACCAUAAAAGGUCUGAAGCCAAUGGCUAUGUACUUUGUCAGGGUGGUCGCCACCAAUGUUGGGGGAUCAGGGGAGCCCCAAGAACUGAAUAACUACGUCCUUGCCAUGCCUCCCCCUGUGAGGCCAAGAUUCACAGAUGCGAAAAUGAGCAGUUUCAUGGUGGCGAGAGCAGGAAACGCUUUACGUGUCAGCAUCAACUUUGAGGCCUCUCCUUGGCCAGAGGUCAGCUGGCUGAAGGACGACUCACCUGUGUCUAAGAGGGCAACCAUUAGCACCGCUGAUGGCAUGUCACAGCUCCUGAUUCCUUCAGCAGAGCGCUCCGAUACAGGCAUCUACACCAUCAUAAUCAAGAACCUGGUGGGCCAGGAAACCUUCAGCACUGAGAUCAGAGUCACAGACGAACCCAAACCUCCCGGUCCGGUGGAGCUUGACGAGAACGUUCCGGGCACGGUCACGGUGUCCUGGGCACCGUCUCCAGACGAGACCCGUGACGAUCAUCUCCACUACCUGGUGUCCAAGCGCGACUCAGUCAAACGGGCCUGGCACACCGUGGCCGACCGCCUCUUCAAUAACAAGUUCACCGUCUGCAACAUCAUGCCAGGCCGAGAAUACUACUUCAGAGUCUACGCCAAGAAUGACAUGGGCCUGUCUAAGCCUUCUGAAUCAACAGCCUGGUCAAUCAUCAAGAAGAAAGAAAAGUUCACCUUGAACGUACCUGAAUCCAAGGCCGUCAACUUUGAGCGUCCCCCGAAAUUCCUGACCGGUCUCAAGAUGCACGUCGCGCCCCAAGGCUACGAGUGCUACAUGACCUGUGCCGUGCGGGGCGACCCCGCGCCCCACGUCACAUGGUACAGGGACAACGUCAGCCUCAACACCAACACCAACUACUACAUCACCAACACCUGCGGCGUGUGCUCCAUGCUCAUCCUCAGGGUCGGGCAUCAAGACAUGGGGGAGUACAAAGUCAUGGCGGAAAACCCGCUGGGCCGAGCGGAGUGCUCCACCAAGCUCACCGUCAGAGAAUAAACCACCUUCAUUUUCAAGGCUGCAGCUCUAGACUUUGUUGUUUUAUAGCCAUGUUUUCUUUCUGGAAAUCUUGUUACCUUGUUUUAUUUUUAAUGCAGAAAUAACUUACUGUGUGUGUUUUAAAAGAAACUGUCAAAUCCAUUUCAGGCUAUCAUCUUUACUUAGGAGCAAUAUAAGUCAGGCUGGUUUGUGGUUGGUUGCUGGCAUACAAAUUAUAAUUUAUUUUAGAGGUAAUAAUGAAUUAUGUGAUAAAAUUAACAGUCAGAUUUAUGUGCUGAAACACUCUUUUGCCAAGCAAGUUUUCUGUGACCUAAAUGGUAAAUGGACUGCAUUUAUAUAGCGCUUUUAUCCAAAGCGCUUUACAAUUGAUGCCUCGCAUUCACCAGAGCAGUUAGGUGUCUUACUCAGGGACACUUCGACACGCCCAGGGCGGGGAUCGAACCGGCAACCCUCUGACUGCCAGACAACCGCUCUUACCUCCUGAGCUAUGUCGCCCCACUGACUUGUCAGUUCACUAACGUUAUUAGAAAGAUGUAUGUCUCAAAAAUAUAUGUGGUUUUUCAAGUGCAGUAUCAGAACAUUAAUCUUUAACUAAUGAUGAAAAUAGUAGCUAAAAAAAGAAAUGUAUUGUUGGACUGAAACAAAUGUGUUCACAAAACAAAUGUGUUCUUACAUGGCACACAGACAUACCUGCUCACACAUUUAGUUUUAUCGUAGUAAUUCAAAACUAUUUUUUUUGUUUUACGUUUGAUUUUUCAGUUUAUGGAGGUACAUCUGACCUUAAAAGCCUUCCAGCACAGCUGUCCUGUCAGAGUUUUUUGUACUUCCACUUUAUAUGGCAAGCUAGCCCAAAUUAUUGCAGAAUAUUUCUAUAUUUCUCAUAUUCCAGUGAAUUCUAGAAUGCUGCAUGAUUAUCAAAGUAUUUAUUUAUUUUAAUUUGUUUAGUGUUUGUGACUGCAUUCACAACAGAAACGUUAUCCUUAACCAACAACAACCUAUAACCGCUGAUUUAUGGAAAUUAUUGCAUUUAUUUUUAAUGUGUGUUUGGUUUGUAAAGGUAGAUCUGAGGUGUAUGCACACUAGGUUGUUUAAUUAUAACGAAGAGCAGGGAAUAUGAUAAUAAAUACAUUCAUAGUAGCUCACUGAAACCUAUAUGUAAUUCAUUUUAAGAUACGGACAUUGUAUGGACAUGGCUACAGGUUCUCAUUUUUAGUUUAGUGAGUUUAUAAUAUCAGUGACCAUCAAGCUUUCAAUAACCUGAAAAAAGUUUAAACGCAAAAGGUUGAAAGUGCAUUUUAAAUUGAGUUAACCCAGUCUUGUGUGCUUUGUGAACCUUCUCUAGUACAUAAUUAUUCUUAAGAAAAUAAAAAGGGGAAACUGUUUUGUCAGAGUUAAAAUCAGCUGAGCAGCAACUACACAGGUUCAGUCUUAUUUCCCUUAAAUACAGUUUUGUAAACUACCAGGAACACUUUCAUUUUUUUUUGUUGUUGUUGUUCUUUACAUGAAAGUUGUGAAAGCUUGUGAGGCGAUUAUUAUUUUCCUCUGAGAGUCUUGAGCUGGGAAAGAGGAGGGGAAAUGUCGACCUUGUUCCCACUUGCUCGAUUCCUACAGUAUUCUGGAUUUAUUUUACUUGUGUUUAAAAAUAUCACACGGACCCUAGAGUUUGGGGACACUCGUUAUGGCUCAUGUUUAUGGUAUCACAAUACUUACUGUAUGUGUUAGAAAUUAGAUUAGUACUGUUUUAUUUUGUUUUUGAAUGGAAACACUAAAUGCUUAAGCACUACUGCCACUGUAAAAAAAAAAAAAAACUGGGUAUAAACAACUACUGUAUGAACUACGAACUACUGAGUGAAAAGCACAAACCCUUUAAAUAAACCAAACAAUUGCAACAUUUAA